AUGCAGCUGCUGCGCGGGUGCGAUGAUGACGCCACUGCGCUGUCCAUCGCCAUCACGCGUCAACAGGCCGGCGGCAAGUCCUCCCUUGCUGGACGAAUGGUCCUGUGCUCCGUCGGCAUUGGGCAGCUGGCAAAGGUGGAACGUGUCCGGGCGCCGUUUGCACACCUGCCCCUCGUCCUCGUCAAAGCAUCAGCGGCGCUCGCCCGAACCAUCCUCCACUGGCUCGAGGAGACGUUUGACUGCGCCGUGACGCCGAUGGCACUGACGCCCCAGGACAUGGCGUGGAUUGCAACCGAGUGGGCUGCACCAGCUGCAACAGACAAGGCGCUGGCGCAGCGACCCCUGACUCUGCAGUACGGCGUGCCGGGCGACGGGUCGCUGCAGACGAUAUCAUACAGCGUCGACCCCGCCUCCAUCCGGGCCCUGCAGGAGCGGUUGGCUGGUGGCGAUGAUGACACUGCACUGCUGCGUGCGUUGGAAAAACACUUUGCUGCCGAAUUCAGUGUGGACUUAACAAAGAUGACGCUUGCGCGCGUGGGAACAUACGCCGUGUACAUCGGCGCCGAUGGCCGCGCAAAGUUCCUUCCGCUGCCAGACACGUGCGCCACCGCCACCCUGCACGCUCUCAAGUACUUCACAUACGUCGCAACGCGGCCCCCAACAACAUAAUCGCCUACGUGUUUGUCUGAGUCCAUCUGUGUCUGUUGCAAUUGCUUCACGUUUAGCCGAACUGUGUGUGUGUGUGUGUGUGUGUGUGUGUGUGU
This is a messenger RNA of Salpingoeca rosetta, 764 nucleotides long. RefSeq lists its product as uncharacterized. Lineage: Eukaryota; Choanoflagellata; Craspedida; Salpingoecidae. The record is from RefSeq and is a predicted model, not a curated record. The transcript has 6 exons. The coding region runs from base 1 to 669 and encodes 222 amino acids.